Ceutorhynchus assimilis (cabbage seed weevil) is the source of this 703-nucleotide messenger RNA. Lineage: Eukaryota; Metazoa; Arthropoda; Insecta; Coleoptera; Curculionidae. The record is from the annotation of a GenBank genome assembly.
UUUAUUUUUGUAUAUGUGUUUAUAUCAACGAGUAAAUUAUUUUAUUAUUGGAGCGUAUGUAGAGUUGCUCCGGCAGUGUGUGUGAAGUGAAAAACAAUGCGCGGUAGAAAAUUUACGGUUUUCCUAUUGUUUGUUUGCGGGGUGACGAUUUUGCAGUUUUCCACUUGCAUCUCGUUGCCGGCGAAAAUCGGCGGAGGCGGCAAAGCCGGAGCAAAAUUUGGCAAAGGCAGACUUUACAGCUCGAGAAUCCCCAUUAAAAUUCAACACAGAAACUCACAAUCGGUGUCCUACUAUGAAAAUAAAGAUGGAGCAAGAAUAGUGAAAUCCAGCCACUUUGAUUACGAAUACAUGCUGGGGAGAAAAAUUACAUUUUUCUGUAUGGCACAAGGAAUGCCCAGGCCAGAAAUCACAUGGUUUAAAGACGGAAUUGAAUUGUACCAUCACAAAUAUUUUCAGGUUCAUGAAUGGACAGAAGGCAACGACACGAUAAAAAGUAAAAUGGAAAUCGAUCCGGCAACUCAAAAAGAUGCAGGUUUUUACGAAUGUCAGGCCAAUAACAAAUACGCCAUCGAUUAUCGGGCUUUUAGGACCGAUUAUGCCAUGCUGACCUAUUGAAAUUAAUUAUCUCAUCCUAAAUUAUAAGAUUUUUCUUUUAAUAUAAAUCUUUUACAAACAUCAAAAUGAGCUUGCAUUUUAUUUUCAA